Messenger RNA from Entrophospora candida, 1479 nucleotides. NCBI's taxonomy places the organism in Eukaryota, Fungi, Glomeromycota, Glomeromycetes, Entrophosporales, Entrophosporaceae. The record is from the annotation of a GenBank genome assembly.
AUGAAUCCUUCACAAAUCAAAGACUUUGGUAGUAUCAAUCAUUCAGAAAAUAAUAAUAAUGACCAUUCAAAAGAACCAUCUACUAAUAAUCAAUUUGAAGGACAUGAAGAAUAUGAUUGUUCAGAAAUGGGAGAAGGAACGCCUUUGUUAAAACAAAGAUAUGUCUCUCGAUCACCAAAAUCUGUUUUAGAUAUGAGUAAUAAUAACAAUUCAGAUUCAAAUUUUGAGAUAAAUUUGUACGGAGAAACCGACUCAGAGAAUGGUACUUCAAAUGCAUUCUCUUCCGCAAUACCACAACAUCAGCGUCAACUCAAAGCACAAAAUGAUGUAUGUUUUCCUUUAAUUGAAUCUGCAUUUAAACGAGGUAUAGGGAUUGAUUAUGAGGCUCUUGAGAAAUAUGUGAAGGAUGAGAAUGAGAAACAUCAACAAGAGCAAAGACAUCAACGAAGAAGAUUGAGUGAAUCAGAAUCCGUUGUUGUUAAAAAAAAUGGAAUAAAUGAAAGGUUCAAUCGUUGUCAUAACUUUAAAGAUAAUAAGUAUAAUUCAGAAAUAUUAUAUCGAUUUACAUUUUAUUCUACAGCACACAGUACUGUACAUGCACACACACUUGCAGAAAUACCACCAUUGGAUUCAUCAUUAUCAGAAAUGUUGAAAAAUGGAUGUUGGUGGAUUGAUAUCCUAUCACCAACAGAUGAUGAAAUGAUGGAAUUUGGUAGGAUAUUUGGUAUACAUCCUUUGACCAUUGAAGAUAUAGAGACUGAAGAAACACGUGAAAAAUGUGAAAAAUUCAAUGAUUAUUAUUUUAUUUGCUUCCGAUCUUUUGAUCAAAAUCAUUAUUCUCCAACAUAUUUACAACCAGUAAACAUUUAUAUGAUUGUGAUGAAAGAAGGAAUUUUAUCGUUUCAUUUUCGCCCAACACCGCAUCCAGCGAAUGUUAGACGUAGAAUAGGACAAUUAAAAGAUUAUAUAACUGUCACACCUGAUUGGAUAAAUUAUGCAAUAAUUGACGAUGUAACGGACUCAUUUGCACCACUUAUUCGAUCAAUUGAAUUUGAGGUAGAUUCUAUUGAUGAACUGGUGUUAAUACUUAAAGAAUCUGAACAGACUGAUAUGUUACGUAGAAUAGGACAUUGCCGUAAAAAGGUGUUGGGAUUAUUAAGAUUGUUAGGAAGUAAAGCAGAUGUUAUGAAAGCAUUAAUAAAAAGAUGUUAUGAAUUAAGGUCACAUUCAAACUAUUUGGCACAAAUUUCAAUUGAGAUGACACAAGCUAAUAAUCAGAUUAAUGAUAUAUUGUCUAGACUUACAGCAUUAGGAACUAUUUUAAUUCCUAUGAAUCUUGUAACAGGUUUAUGGGGGAUGAAUGUUCCGGUCCCAGGACAAGAAUCCGAAGGUUUAAGAUGGUUUAUUACUAUAUUGGCAGGAAUAAUUCUGUUUUCUAUAUCAGGAGUUAUAAUGGCUCAUAGGACCGGAAUUGUCUGA